AUGAAGUACCUCAACAUCCUUACGGCUUGCGCCGGACUAGCUAUAGCCGUGCCAACCCUCAACCCUCGACAAUCUGAGAUCGACGAGGCCGACAAAAUUUGCAAAUCCCGUGGGAUAACUAAGGACCAAUGUCACGUUUAUAAGCAGCAUUGCCAGUUUAUAGAGGGCAUUACGGAGCCUGAUCAAUUGAACUACUGCGUGAAAGUUCUCGGAACCGACUGUAAGGAUGAUGGCCAAUGUGGUCAAGGGUAUGAGUGCAGAGAACAUCGUUAUAGACCCAAUCAACGUACCUGCUAUCCGAAAAAGAAACAGUCACAGGCCGGGAAGCAGGAGUCAGCUUCUUCUACCAAGGAGCCGACACAGGAUAACAAGCAAGAUUCAACUUCUCCUGCCAAGAACCAGACACAGGCUAGGGAGCAAGAGUUAGCUUCUCAACAAACUGAGAUCAACAAGAUCGAAAAAAUUUGCCAAAAACGAGGGCUCACCAAGGGCCAAUGUCUCACUUAUAGAUCGUAUUGCAAGGAGAAUAUGGGCAUUGUGGAGCUUGAUCAAUUGAAGCACUGCGUCGAAGUUCUUGGAACCCCCUGUAGGGGUGAUGACCAAUGUGGUCAUGGAUUUGAGUGCUACAAAGAGGCUUCUGCACCCUAUAAAGAUGGGGUGUGCGAUACAAAACAGUCACAAGCUGGGGAGCAGGAGUCGGCUUCUACUGCCAAGAAGCCAACACAAGAUACGACUACAAAUAUCGCAACUCCUACCAAGGAGCUAACACAGGAUACGACUAUAAAUAUCGCAGCUCCUACCAAGGAGCCGACACAGGAUACGACUGCAAAUAUCGCAACUCCUACCAAGGAGCCGACACAGGAUAACAAGCAGGAUUCCACUUCUCCUGAGACCGACGAGACCGACAAAAUUUGUAAAUCCCGUGGGAUAUCUGAGGACGAAUGCUCGUAUUUGACGAGGAUAUGCCAGGAUGUUGUCAAAGGGAAGCCUGAUCAAUUUAACCACUGCAUGAAAGUUAUCUUGACGUCCUGUGAUAAUGAUAACGAAUGUGAUGCUCAUGGAUUGGCGUGCCUAGAAACUUCUCUUAAAGGCUCUCAACGUGGUGCCUGCUUUCCGAACAUACAACCAGAGUCACAGGCCGGGAAGCAGGAGUCAGCUUCUUCUACCAAGAAGCCGACACAGGAUACGACUACAAAUAUCGCAGCUCCUACCAAGGAGCCGACACAGGAUACAACUAAAAAUGUUGCUACUCCUACCAAGGAGCCGACACAGAAUACGACUACAAAUGUCGCAACUCCUAGCCGUCCGUGUACCAAGAAGCCGAUCAAGUCGAGCGAGAAGAAUUCCGUUGUUGGGGCAAAGUCUACCCAGGCCUAG
Metarhizium brunneum ARSEF 3297 is the source of this 1377-nucleotide messenger RNA. RefSeq lists its product as uncharacterized. The record is from RefSeq and is a predicted model, not a curated record. NCBI's taxonomy places the organism in Eukaryota, Fungi, Ascomycota, Sordariomycetes, Hypocreales, Clavicipitaceae.